Prunus avium (sweet cherry) is the source of this 1477-nucleotide messenger RNA. It is a transcript of the gene PFA-DSP5, whose product is annotated as Phosphotyrosine protein phosphatases superfamily protein. Gene Ontology annotation, biological process: protein dephosphorylation. Gene Ontology annotation, molecular function: phosphatase activity. Gene Ontology annotation, cellular component: cytoplasm. NCBI's taxonomy places the organism in Eukaryota, Viridiplantae, Streptophyta, Magnoliopsida, Rosales, Rosaceae. The record is from RefSeq and is a predicted model, not a curated record.
AUCAAAUGAGCAAGAGAAAAGUACAAAAUGUUUAUUUGUAUAAAUGUGGAUAAUGAGGGGACAAGUCCCACAGGAACCUCGGACGAACUCGUUGAAUCCAAAUCCAACCCAAAUCACCUUUCACGUUUCCCUUCUUCUCCUUUUUCAUAACAAACAAACACCCCGCCCCUGACAAAAGAAAAGAACACGAAACCUGAGAAACCCCCGCCCCACUCCAACGGCGUCGUAUCGUAUGUUUCUCUCCUAGUCUCCCUCCUUCCCCACCUAAACAACCAAACCAUCAACUCCUCCUCUUCUCUCGUUCGUAUUACUAUUACCAAACCGCUUCACGCAGCAUUCUCUAUUCUCUGCUUCUGCCUCUAUGUCUGCAUAUAUACAACCCCCACUACCAAAACAGAGAGGAACAAAGAGAGGGAUGGACCAACAGAAGAACCACAACAUCAACAACCACCACCACGACGUUUUGGAGCCUCCGACCAAUUUCUCCAUGGUCGAGGACGGCAUUUUCAGAUCUGGUUUCCCGCAACCAUCCAAUUUUCCUUUCCUCCGAUCCCUUCAUCUCCGAUCCAUCAUAUAUUUGUGUCCUGAGCCUUACCCAGAGGAGAAUUUGGAGUUUCUUCGCUCUCAGAAUAUUCAGCUCCUCCACUUUGGAAUUGAGGGGAAGACGGAGCCUUCUGUAUCUAUUCUUAACGAUACCAUCUUGGAGGCUCUGAAAGUCUUGAUUGAUGUGAGAAAUCAUCCAGUUUUAAUCCAUUGCAAGCGUGGAAAGCAUCGGACGGGCUGCCUUGUUGGUUGCCUACGAAAAUUUCAGAAUUGGUGUUUGUCUUCUGUGUUUGAGGAGUACCAGCGAUUUGCUGGCGUGAAGUCUAGGGCAACAGAUUUGAGGUUUUUAGAAGGAUUUGACACAUUGCUCCUGAGGCAGUGCCUUUACAGCAUUAUCUACCAGUAUCAAGGUUAUGGUUCCAACAAGAGGCGGUUGUUAUACAGAGAAGACAAUUUACAGAAGCCGCAAACCAUGAAAGUUUAACAUAUAGCUUGGAGGGCCCUUCUCUUUUUCCUUUUCUUUCUGGCUUUGCUAUUAGUCACUCACUUAGACCCCUGUUUCUGUUUGUGGCGUAAAAUAUCCGCCCACACUUAUCCCCACUCACACACAGCUUCUGGUAAAAAAAUCCAUUCAACACUUUGUUCUUUUUCGUCUUCCAUUAUUUGUUUGGGAAAUAUGGUGGCAAUUGGUCCAGUCCAGUGCAGACUACAGACCAAUUUUUCUGUGCAGUUUCGUAAUGCUCUGUCUGUACUACAACAGUUUUAGGUUAUUCUCUUCUCUCUGUUGAUAAAGACGGUAUCUUUGAUACUUUGGGAAUUUCAUUUCAAGGUCUCUGUCUCUGUCUCUUGUUUUUUAUUUCAAGGGAUAAAGCAUUAUUGUUGAAUGUUCAUAAUUCCAAAGAUAUUCAUAAAGUUUGGACUUAUUCUACCGUUA